AUGGCAGAAAGAUUGGAAGAUCUUAAUUUACCAAAUGCAGUUGUUACAAGAAUUAUAAAAGAGGCAUUACCAGAAGGAGUUACAAUUGCUAAAGAUGCUAGAACUGCAGUUGCAAAAGCAUCUUCAAUUUUUAUAUUAUAUUUAACAUCAUCUGCAAAUAUAAUUGCUAAAAAAGGAAAUCGUAAAACAAUAAGUGGUCAAGAUGUUAUUCAAGCAAUGAAUGAUAUAGAAUUUGAUGAAUUUGUUGAUCCACUUCAAGAAUCAUUAGAAAAUUUUCGUAAAGCUCAAAAAGAAAAGAAAGAUGCAACAUCUAAAAAAAAACAACAGAAAAAGGAUGAAGAUGAUAUAAUAGAAGAGGAAGAUGGUGGAAGAGAAGUUAUGGUUUUUUGAUAUGUAUUAAGUAUAUAAAUUAUAAUAUAUAAAAAAAAAGAUAUACACAUAUUUUACAGAAUUAUUAUAUAAAUCUAAUAAAUUUUGUCACAUUCUAUUUAUUAUUAUAAAAUAAACUAAAUAAAAUAUAUUAAUAUAAAAAA
Molecule: messenger RNA, 533 nt
Organism: Apis cerana (Asiatic honeybee)
Lineage: Eukaryota; Metazoa; Arthropoda; Insecta; Hymenoptera; Apidae
Gene: Chrac-14
Product: DNA polymerase epsilon subunit 3 Chrac-14
Biological process (GO): leading strand elongation; DNA damage response; heterochromatin formation
Cellular component (GO): epsilon DNA polymerase complex; CHRAC
Molecular function (GO): protein heterodimerization activity; chromatin DNA binding
Source: RefSeq, a predicted model, not a curated record